AUGGAAGGCUUGUGGUUAUUCUUUCUCUUGUCCCUGUCCCUUGUAGCCUUCCAUGAGGUCAAAGGCUGUCUGGAAUGUGACCCAAAAUUCAUAGAGGAUAUUAGAAAAUGGAUAGAAAACAUGAUACCCUCAGAAGUCCCUGGUCGAGAAGUUCUGAUUAAAAGGCAAUCCGAGGAGAUGAGUCAUUUAAGUUCCAAGGUCUCCCACAGGGACAAGACGCUUCGGGUGUUGGAUGUUCAAAAUGUUGCCAACUUGAGAUCAUGGCUGACAAAGGAGUUUGAGAAACUGGCUGGUGAAACCUGGAGAGGGGUCUUUAUCCUUCAAGGCAACCUUCUUCAAGUCCGGAAGACUCUGGAAUCAAGAAUAAAUGAAAUAUUAAAGACAUUCUCUGAUGUUGCUUGUUCUGAAGAUUGCAUUAUAACGGAAGGUCCUGUUCUUGAUUGUUGGACCUGUCUUCGUAUUACCGCUCAUUGCUUCAGAGGCGAGUACUGUGGAGAUGAUUUGAAGAGCAAUGAGAAUCGAGAGAUUACACUGUUUCUGAUCUUGCUGACGGUAGCUGUAGUGCUGGGAAGCACUUUGUUACUCUUCCAUAUUUGUGUGUCUCAUCGGAGGAAGAUGAAGGCAAUGCGAAGAUCAUUAAAAAAUUUUUUGGAGAAUAAAAUUGAAGCAUUAAUGGUGAUGACAGAAGAGAGGAAACACAAUAUUUUAGAACCUGGAAAUGAAUGCAUAGACAAAUUGAUUGUUCAUGAAUCUCCGCAGUGUCUGUCAUGA
Molecule: messenger RNA, 771 nt
Organism: Elephantulus edwardii (Cape elephant shrew)
Lineage: Eukaryota; Metazoa; Chordata; Mammalia; Macroscelidea; Macroscelididae
Gene: IZUMO3
Product: IZUMO family member 3
Exons: 7
Coding region: 1-771 (256 amino acids)
Source: RefSeq, a predicted model, not a curated record